AUGGUUGUAAAUAUCCAAACUUUGUUCACAGAUAUCUACAAUGCGGAAUCCAGGAAUGUUCUGAGGGAGGGGAAGUCGCACUGGCGAAACAGGGAGAGGAAGAGAGCGGGAGACGCUCCCCUCCUCUGGAUCCGCUUGUGCACAGAUAUCCAAUAGAAUCCUGAGAAAACUGAAAGUCCAUUACAUUCUGCCACUUCUUGUUCGAUUUCUACUUCAUGUACUUUAGUAUUAAAAUUGACUUAGCUUGGGUUAACCAAUGAUCUAACAAGGAUAUUCAUUUCUUGUUAAAUCUUUUAUUCAACCUAGUAUGGAUGUAAAGGAUUUU
Nezara viridula (southern green stink bug) is the source of this 325-nucleotide messenger RNA. Lineage: Eukaryota; Metazoa; Arthropoda; Insecta; Hemiptera; Pentatomidae. The record is from the annotation of a GenBank genome assembly.